Homarus americanus (American lobster) is the source of this 1977-nucleotide messenger RNA. RefSeq lists its product as uncharacterized. Lineage: Eukaryota; Metazoa; Arthropoda; Malacostraca; Decapoda; Nephropidae. The record is from RefSeq and is a predicted model, not a curated record. The coding region runs from base 860 to 1720 and encodes 286 amino acids. The transcript has 2 exons.
UCCUCAACUUUCCCCACCAGGCCUCAUCCUCCUUCUCCCUCCACAAACAAUGAUUUGUAGGUUUUAGUCUUUACUAACGCUGUUAGUCCACGUUCUUGUUUCGCUUUUAUCUUUCGUUUUAUUUAUUUCCUUUCGUCUCUCUCUCUCUCUCUCUCUCUCUCUCUCUCUCUCUCUCUCUCUCUGUCCCAUUUUAUGACUAGUCACAGAAAAAGCCCAAGGUUUCUUUCUUUCUAAAUAUCUGUUUAUCAAACUAUUUAUUUAUUCUUCUUGUUUUGUCUACGUCCUCCUUUUUCCCUUGAUGACACUUCAGUCCGGCAUUACUCACUCCUCCCAUUACACAAACACACGACCACUGGCCCUGCACCACAUCAGACACACAACGCCACACACAUGUUAACACAACGCAACAUCAUCGAGCUAUACUGCAACUCAAAAGUCCUCACCACCACACUGUACCGACGAUCCACACCAAGGAAUAUUUAGUUUAGUUAAUUUUCUUCGCUUUAUGUUGAGACUUGAUGUGUAAAUGAUAGACACCUUGCUUUCAAACGUGUGUGUGUGUGUGUGUGUGUGUGUUUUAUUAUAGUAUUAUGUUUGUGUAUAUUUAAUAUAUAUUUUCUCACUUUCUCCGUCGGAUUAUUUUACUGAUCCUCGACAAAGAUCCAUUUACGCCGCUACAAGUCUUUUUUGGCGUAAUACAGUGAUCUUACAGCUCUCAGUUUCAUGUAAUGACACUUUUCCAGCUUAACCUUUGUUCUCGUACUCUCUAACAUUUGUCUGAAUGUCUCCCAGAAUACACCGAGAUUCUUCAAAAUAAUUGCGAUUAUUAUUUACUUGGUAUCACCUUGGUGUGAGGAACAUGUGGCUGGCUGGGACGGUGUUGAUGGAGGCCGUACAGGUGCUGGCGUUGGUGACAACCAACCAAAACUACUGCCCAGGCGAGAACUGGUUCACAAGGACCAGUGACGACCUCUGGCUACCUGCUUUACCAGCUCGGGAAACAAGUGCAGACCCAGAUCACCGCCCAGUAGUGACUUACGUGCCCUGGGACGUUGUAAGAGAAAACACGACAAAUUGGAAGGACACAACGAAUAGGAGUUAUAGCAAUGGGUUGUCCUUACCAAUCCUACGCUGUUUACCGGAGAGGAAACGUUGCCAGGCUCACACUCAUCUCUACGGCACCCUGAAGAGCACAGUUACCCACAAGGCGCUGUGUGUGAACGUGGACGGGUUAUGCAAGGCUUUACUGGUAGUUCAUGAUGAGGUGUCGUAUUGUGACUGCUUCUCACCCUCAGACUACAGCAGACGAAAAAAUGAUAUGGAUGGUACAUUGAACGUAAUCAACAUGACGCUCCUGAAUGAAUGUCCACAGGGGCCUGACAAAAACAACAAUGGCAUAGAUAAUACAGAGAUCAAGAUAAUCGUUCAUGAGACUGAUACAAUUACUCCUUCACGUAAUAGCUGUUUGCAGAUCCCUGAAGACACUGAUACAUGUAGGAGCCAAAUAAUCAUGAAUCAGUGGUGGGAACUGGCUGUGGAUGUCCUUGUUUGUGUGAUAGUCAUAAGUUUUAUUGUAUCUGUUGUUUUAAUUAUUUGGAAGAGAUUAACAAAAGGUAACAGUCAAAGCUCCCAGUCAGAAAAUAUUGAAUUGGAAAGUGAAGAAACUCUGAUGGAUUGUCACGAAGUCACUUCCUUUCCCCUCGCUGACAAGACCACGUAAGAGCUGACUGGUGUUGGUGCCACUGAGUAGUUAAGGAUGGGAAUGUAUUAAUUGUCCUUUGCUCAUUUCUAUAUAUCUUGAAAGUGAUGAUCUCAUUCCCAGUGGAGUUUGUAAAGUAGUCUAAUAAUACUGUUUGUAUCAACGCUUAAUAUGAAUAAUGAAAACGUACCCGACCCUCUCAAACUCUCUCUGCUAAUAGCUUCUGCUUAAUUACUGUGAUAUAAGUGUAUGGCGCUAAAAAAUAAAAAUAAAAUAAA